GUCCAGAAAAACAUCAUUGUUUCAGUUCAGCUUAUCUCUGCUCUCCCAAAUAUCCUGUUUCUUCGAGCUGCGCGUCCAGAACCAAUAGAAAGCUCUUCCUGCUGUAGCCUGACUUCACUUCCAGCUUUAGCACAGUCUCAUCCGCUCCAAACUGUGCUCGGCAGAACCGGGGCUCACACGCGCUGCCGUAAACACACACACACACACACACACACAGACCCAGCCGCGGCGUGAGGACGCCCGUCCUGCUCCAGCAUGGCCAGCACCAUCAAGGAGGCGCUGUCGGUGGUGAGUGAGGAUCCGUCUUUAUUCGAGUGUUCGUACGGAGCGCCUCAUUCGAAGACGGACAUGACGGCUUCCACCGCUGGUGAAUACGGCCCGAGCAAACUCAGUCCCAGAGUGCAUCAGCAGGACUGGCUGGCUCCGCCCCCUGGACGCAUCACUGUCAAGCUGGAGUGUGGCGUGGGAUCCAGGGCCUCUCCUGAUGUGUGUGCUGUGGUGAAGGGUAAGAUCUCUCCGGUGAUGUACAGCAGCUUUAUGGAGGACAAGCACGCGGCGGCACCCAACCAGACCAGCAGCGAGCGCAGAGUGAUCGUCCCUGCAGAUCCGAGCCUGUGGUCAGCGGAUCACGUUCGUCAGUGGCUGGAGUGGGCCGUGAAGGAGUAUGGGCUUCCUGAGGUGGACCUGUCUCUGUUCCACAGCAUCGACGGGAAGGAGCUCUGCAAGAUGAGCAAAGACCACGUCCAGCGUCUGACCAGCAGCUACACGGCCGACAUCCUGCUGUCUCACCUGCACUACCUCAGAGAGACUCCACUUCCUCACUUGACUUCAGAUGAUGUUGACAAAGCCUUGCAAAACUCCCCGCGGUUAAUGCAUGCUCGCAAUACAGGAGGAGCCAGCUUCAUCUUCCCAAACGCUCCGGUGUUCCCUCCCGACGGCAGCCGAGGGCCGAGCCGAGCGGAGCUGAGUGUGGACGGCCGGCGCUCGGGAUGGACUCAGCCUCCGUCUGCAGCUAAAGUCUCUCAGAGUUCUGCUGGAGUCAUGACCAAACCUGAGGAGCACAGAGCCCCGUUGGAUCCGUAUCAGAUUUUAGGGCCGACGAGCAGCAGACUGGCCAAUCCAGGUUCGGGUCAGAUCCAGCUGUGGCAGUUCCUCCUGGAGCUUCUCUCCGACAGCUCGAACUCGUCCUGCAUCACGUGGGAAGGAACCAACGGCGAGUUCAAGAUGACGGAUCCGGACGAGGUGGCUCGGCGCUGGGGCGAGAGGAAGAGCAAGCCCAACAUGAACUACGACAAGCUGAGCCGAGCCCUGCGCUACUACUACGACAAGAACAUCAUGACCAAAGUGCACGGCAAACGCUACGCCUACAAGUUCGACUUCCACGGCAUCGCUCAGGCCCUGCAGCCGCAUCCGCCCGAGUCCUCCAUCUACAAGUACCCAGCCGAGCUGUCCUACAUGAGCUCGUACCCGCAGAAGAUGAGCUUCGUGUCUCCACACACUCCGGCCAUGAGCGUCUCCUCGCCGGGCUUCUUCAGCGCUCCGGGUCCGUACUGGAGCGCUCCGGCGCCGGGACUCUACAGCGGCCCUCGACACCCCCCCGCACACAUGCCCUCGCACCUGGGCUCCUACUACUAGAGUCCACAGACCAAUCACACACCGCCAUCCAGAAGCUCAGCGGGACCGUGACCGUGGCUGUAUAACACAUUAGUGAGCUGCUGCAUGAUCAAGUAUAUAUGUUCACUUCUACCUUAAUGUACAAACAUAUCAGAGAGAGUUCAGGAGGUCUGAGAGGAGGGGAGAGGAAGAGGAAGACAGGACUGAGGUAUGUGAGAUGAUGAAGAACGACGGCCGUUCACAUGAAGGACGAUAACUUAGGGCUGCACGAUCACUUGCUCAGAAAAUAUAAUCACAUAUUCAGUAUUUCAUCAGAUUGAUUGCAUGUAAGCAUAAAUCAACUUGCUUUCGAACAGACGGGAUUUAUUAUGCUAUUAUUUCAGCAGGAUAUAUCUCUAGAAUAUAUAACUCAGUAGAGUGACGAACGCCAACUGUUUCUGUGAUGUAGAGAGAGCGUGGACAGGGUUGCCAAGUUGGGAAUAAAUUAAAUUAACACCUGGGUUGCCAAGUUUUGUUUUCGAAGUCUGCGGGUUAAAACGAUCUCCCCAGGACACUAUUUCAAUCAGAAACCACAGAAAACAUGAUUGGGAUAGUUUUGAUUAUCAUUUUUGCAGACCUGGCAACCCUAUAAACCACUGGACAGAAAUUGUAUUGAUUUAAGAGAAACGCUUUGAUUGGGGGAUUUUAACAUAUACACUUGAGAUCUGGCAACCCAUGACACAAUUGAAUGAUAUCGGUGUAAUCACUUUCAGGGCGAUUUUUGUUUCUAGGAGAUGAAUGAUAAAAACAUUGACAGCCAAUCAGAAUCCACCGUCUUUAAAGAGCUUGAGCAUUUAAAGCUUAUAAUAAACAGCCAUUAUAGUUAUCGUUCUUAUCGUGUGAACAGGCCUCUUGAUAAAUCUGUCAGGGUUAUGACGUUUGUGUGGCUUCGGAGAAUGAUAUUUGCCUUAAAAAUGACGAGUCUUUGUAGAAAACUGGAAUCUUUCAGAAGUUUUAAUGACCUCUAACCUUUAACGACGAGGUGCAUUUAUAUGAACCAGUGCCUUACAGAGAAACAGAUUUACCAAAGAUACCAGUAUUUGUAUUAUUAUUAAUUAUUAUGAUAUGAUCCGAGUCGCAAACGCUGUGCGUUUGUUAGAUUGAAGUAUACAGUUCAGUGUUAUAAUUCUUUUAUAUAAUAGAUAUAUAACUUAUGCAUUUAAACACUACGAGUUGAUCUCAGCCAGCCGAACAGACUUUAAUCAGAGACGUAGAGACGGAGCGCAGACGACACACGCGUGAUCUCUGUACACUGAACAUGUGUGUGUUCGUAUGACGCUGGACUGGUGCAGCACACGGCUCUGACCCGCUGAACUCAGAUCAGUUCGGCUCGGUCUCGCCCUGAUGCUCUGAGAUUUCUGACAAAGGGGAGAAAACAUAUAUUUGGAUAAAUUAUAUGAUUUUCUACUGAAUCAUUUUAAUAAACUAUUUUCAAC
Messenger RNA from Carassius auratus (goldfish), 3089 nucleotides. It is a transcript of the gene erg, whose product is annotated as ETS transcription factor ERG. Gene Ontology annotation, cellular component: nucleus. Lineage: Eukaryota; Metazoa; Chordata; Actinopteri; Cypriniformes; Cyprinidae. The transcript has 9 exons. Gene Ontology annotation, molecular function: DNA-binding transcription factor activity, RNA polymerase II-specific; sequence-specific DNA binding. The record is from RefSeq and is a predicted model, not a curated record. The coding region runs from base 256 to 1635 and encodes 459 amino acids. Gene Ontology annotation, biological process: cell differentiation; regulation of transcription by RNA polymerase II.